AUGGACGACUCAACAUAUGGUAUAAUCAAGUUCCUGUUUCCACGUAUCCCGUCAUUUACCAAGACCGCCCUUGCGCACUCCCUAUGGCUUUCACCAACCUCCUCAAAAUGGGAUCUGAAGACCGAAAUGACCGUUGCCUUCUUACGUUCGCUCAUGAAUGGUGGCCCUUCGCCGAUUGGAAAGACUCAAGCUCAAACACUAAAGGAUCCUGGCGCCAAGGGCAAGGUCUGGACGGCCAGAGUUAACAUUCCGGUUCCUGAGGACGAAAGCAUCAGAGACGCAACCUUUACCGCUAUUGCAGACCUCGGAAAUGGCAACGAGACAUAUACGAAACCGAGGCUUGCUGCUAUUGAUGCGGAGUGGACAGGAUACAGACCUGGAGUCGGUGCCGACGAGCCUCAGCCAGACAUCUCGGAGCAGGAAAGGUAUGCACACCUUAUGAAGGAGCCUUCCAAAUCUAGCAAAACGACAGUCCUCUAUCUUCAUGGCGGAGCAUACUACAUGUGUGGUUUCGGAACACAUCGACCGCAAGUCUCAAAGCUAGCAAAGGCUUGCAAUGGAAGAGCGUUCAACGUCGGCUACCGUCUUGCACCACAGGCAGCUUUUCCUUCACAGUUGUUGGAUGCAUUCAACGCUUAUCUUUACUUGUUGUAUCCGCCUCCUGGGUCUCUGCAUGAACCAGUAUCAGCCAGCGAUAUUGUCUUUGCCGGCGACUCAGCAGGUGGAAACCUGGUCUUUGCACUCAUCCAGCUCUUGCUGCAACUUCACCGUACGAAGCCAUCGGACGCAAAGAACCCUACCGUCCGAUACCACGGCAAGACUGUCGAAGUACCUCUUCCUGCAGGAGCGUCGGCCAACUCGGGCUGGUUUGACAUCACCCGAUCAAUGCCUUCCCUUGUGCACAACGCAAAGUAUGACUAUCUCCCACCAGCAAACCACGAUGAUGCCCUGGGCCGGUUCCCAAAGGACGACGUCUGGCCAACUACACCACCAAGAGGCGACUUGUUCUGUGAUCUCAGCAUGAUGUGCCAUCCUCUCGUGUCCCCAGUCGCAGCCAAAGACUGGACCAACGCACCGCCGCUAUGGAUUGAGACUGGCGAAGAACUUCUCACAGACGAAGAUGAGAUCGUGGCGGCCAGGGCAGCCUCCCAAGGCGUCAAGGUCCAGUUCGAAAAGUACGAGGCCAUGCCCCACGUGUUUGCUAUGCUUUUGCCCACUCUCGCUACCAGCAAACGAUGCAUGGAAUCAUGGGGCACCUUCUGUCGGAAAUGUACAGAAGGCAGUGUGGAGACGAGCGGUACUUGGAUUGCAGUCAAGACAGGUCUUGAGAAACAGAUUGAUGUCACCAAGAUCACAGGACUGACUGUUGAGUAUGCCAUCGAGAGGAUGAGAGACGCUCAAAGAAGGCGGUUCGCCGGCUACGAGAAAGAGGGCAAAGCAAUGCCCAACCCAAGCUUGUGA
Messenger RNA from Aureobasidium namibiae CBS 147.97, 1461 nucleotides. RefSeq lists its product as uncharacterized. Gene Ontology annotation, molecular function: hydrolase activity. The transcript has a single exon. The record is from RefSeq and is a predicted model, not a curated record. NCBI's taxonomy places the organism in Eukaryota, Fungi, Ascomycota, Dothideomycetes, Dothideales, Saccotheciaceae. The coding region runs from base 1 to 1461 and encodes 486 amino acids.